This is a messenger RNA of Diabrotica virgifera virgifera (western corn rootworm), 12264 nucleotides long. RefSeq names its product reticulon-4-interacting protein 1, mitochondrial-like. Bases 204 to 1706 code for a protein of 500 amino acids. The transcript has 8 exons. Lineage: Eukaryota; Metazoa; Arthropoda; Insecta; Coleoptera; Chrysomelidae. Gene Ontology annotation, molecular function: oxidoreductase activity. The record is from RefSeq and is a predicted model, not a curated record. Gene Ontology annotation, cellular component: mitochondrion.
AACAUAACCUAGGAAAGUUUGGGCAAAUGGGCAAAUAAGAAUAAUUCUGGUUGUAGUCUAAUUUUAUACUGAUCUAUUUAUUUAAGCUUAAACAUGUUAAACUUUACAAAUUUUCAAUGGCCAGGAAUAUUUUAAACUCUUCACUUAUACAUUUUAUAUAACGUUGUUAUGUAAGUUUAAACUAAAAGGUUAAGGACGAGGAAAUGGACGAACUUUUAUUUCGAAGUUCACAGAGGAUAGAAUCUAUCCAGAUACAAAGUAGGGUUUUAGCAACGAGCACUAUAGAGGCUUUGGAAGAGUACAUAAAUCAAGGUAGAAUAGUUUUAGUGAAUGCAUUUAAUAGUCCACACUUACUACAUUUAAGGGCCCACGUCAAGGAAGGAACACUGAGAGUUAUAUCAAUUACUAAUGAGUUUAAAGAAAACAUUGUAUCUUUUGUAAAUCCGAAACAAAUGUAUUUAGCCCUUCUUAAUGUAUUUGGAAAAAAAUGGUCAAAAAGAGACCUAUGUUUUGCCUGUGGAGGAUUAGUAGUAGGAGGUCUUGUAGGUUUUACAAUUGGUAUCGCAUAUCAUAAAAGGGAACCAAUCUUAAGAUACAUGCAAGCCAUACAUUGUACAAAUUAUAUGGGUCCAGAGUCUGUCACUGUUGCAGAAGAUGCUUUCGCCCCAUUUGAGUGUACGGACAACUGUGUUUUGGUGAAUGUCAAAGCAGCGUCUAUUCAGUUAAUUGAUGUUCAGAUCUGCCAUGGAUACGGAAGAACAUUGAGAUGGAUUUUACAAAAAAUGUAUUCACAGUCAAGUAAAGAUUUACCUAUCAUCUUAGGUAGAGAUUGCACUGGUAUUGUGACAGACAUAGGCUCAAAGGUGACCAAGUUAGAAGUAGGCGAUGAAGUGUGGCUAACAGUUCCUUUCUGGGCACAAGGUACUUUGUGCCAAUCAAUAUUAAUCCAAGAAAAUAGAAUAGGAAGAAAACCAAAGAAUGUUGGAUUCGAAGGAGCAUGUAGUCUUCCUUAUGCGGGUAGUUUAGCAUUAUCGGCUUUAGUGGAAGCUAGAUUAGAUGCCAUGAAUGCUGAAGGAAAACGAAUUCUAGUAGAAGGAGGAUGUACACCUGUGGGAUGUGUUCUCAUUCAACUUCUUUCUCAAUGGAAAGCGUCAGUAACAGCAACCUGCUACAGGAGAGCACUGCCAGUAGUUAGAGCAUUAGGAGCUGCAGACAUAAUCGUCAUUUGUGAAGUAUUAACACCUUCUGACAAAUUUGUACCUGAUAAUAAUCGACAAGAACAAAAUAAAGCUUUUUUAGAACAGUUAGAAAGCAGAAAUGAAACUUUUGAUGUAAUCUUCAGAACGGGAAUUGAAUGCGAGUGUUCUAAAGAAGAACUGAGUAUUUAUCUUAAGACUGAUGGUGCCUUUAUAUCAACGCUGCCACCUGUAAUUGAUUCUGACAGUUAUGGAGUUUUUCGUAGAUUUUUACUCUGUCUAUAUAUAAAUAUGAGAUACAAAUUACAGAAUCUUCUUGGCCUACCAAUCAAUACAUAUGAUGAGACUCACUUGUGUAGCGUAACAUUAGACAGACUCUCUGAAUUAGUAGAAGACGGAUACGUACAAACAGUAGUAGAUAAAAUCUACCAACCUCAAGACAUUGAAGUAGCUGUAAAUCACAUCCAGAGCCCUCAUUCGAUAGGAAGUACAAUAAUAACGUUUCGAUAAGACUCAUAGUCAAACAACAUUAAAAGUUAUGUUUCGAUAGGUACUAGACGUGACUAGUUUUUUGAAUAACUUUUGAAUAUCAUAUUAUGUGUGUUUCGGUUUUCUAGCGUCUUAGACCCAUUAGUAGAAAUCAAAGAAUAACUGUUAUCGGACAAGAAGGAUUUAUUUCCCGUAGUACCACUCAUCCAUCCAUCAUCCGAUCAAAUUCACUCUUAAAUUUCAUUUUAAAAAAGCAGAUCCACUUUUGAUUUUAGUCAUAUGACCGACGGAUAAAUAUUUCUGGCUGGCUGGCUGGAGUGUGGUCUAUAGACCAGGCGGGUCUGUUUUUAGAUGGAUGUGAGAGGUGGCAUUCGGAUUUUUGCAGAUAAUGUUAGGUGACAACUUUAGUUAUAAUUGACUUAUGCUCCUUCUCAAAUAUGCCCGGAACAUUAAUAAAAAAAAUUUUUAAUAAUUAAAAAUCUCCAAAAAUAUCGAUUUUUUUCUACUUUCAUUGCUCUUAACUUUAAAACGAUUCAUUUUGGAACAAAGUCGUAGGAAAAGAAAAUAAAGAUAACUGAAUUUUGUAUAAUAUGCAACUGGUUUAAAAUGUCUUAAAAUAUUACCCUUUCUGCAAAAUAGCAAUAAAUUGAAAAUAAGGGGGCAAGAAGACUGUUUUUAUUCAAUAUUUUUCAUCACUUUGGUUGCACAUAGAACCUUCAUAAUUCGCUUAGAAAAUUCUUAUAAUAUACUUAAAUCUUCCACCAAAUUUCAUUAAAAUCGACCUAAUAGAUUUUGCAUAAUAAUUUUGCAAUCUAAAUUUUUUUAAAAAAGUUUAAAUAUUUUAAAACUUUCUGAACAAAAAGUAUACCAUCUAGAAGUUUGCUAAUUUUUUUUUACAUAUAAAGAGGUUCUCUACCUAUCUAAUACACUUUACAGAAUUAAAAUCGGAUCAUUUAAGUGGCAUCAGCACUGUUUUAAAGUUAUAAACAAUGUUUUGGGUUAUAAACAAAUACAGUGAGGACGUUUGAGUUUGGGAGACUUGGGAGAUAAAUCCCGAAAUAAAUCGAUUUUUAUUUUUAAAUUAUAAUUUUUUGGCAUAAAUAUCAUCAUAGUGAUGUCAUCCAUCUGGGUGUGAUGACGAAAUCUAAAUAUUGGAAUUAAUUUAAUUCAAUUUUUUUUUAAUUCAAACCCUGCAUAAAUAAUUAUGUUAAUUUAGUGAAUCCAAAAUUGAAUAGCCUUUCGAUUGAGCUAUCACACGGCACCUAUUCUCAUUUAAAAAUCUCAUCACUCACCUCAUCACGCCCAGAUGGAUGACGUCACUAGUAUGAUAUAUAUACCAAGAAAUUAGAAUUUGGUUAAAAAUAAAAAUCGACAGAGACGCCUAUUCUAGAGAAAAUGAAUUUAUGCCAACUCAAACGUUAUCACUGUAUUUGUUUAUAAGUCAAAAAAUUGUUUAUAACUUUAAAACAGUGCUGAGGCCGCCUAAAUAAUCCGAUUUUAAUUAUGUAAAGUGUAUUAGAUAAGUAGAGAAUCUCUUUAUAUGUAAAAAAAAUUAGCAAACUUUUAAAUGGUCUACUUUUUUUCAGAAAGUUUUUAAAAAAUUUGAACUUUUUUAAAAACAUUUAGAUUGCAAAAUUAUUCUGCAAAAUCUAUCAGGUCGAUUUUAAUUAAAUUUGGUGAACGAUUUAAGUAUGUUGUAAGAAUUUUCAAAGCGAAUUACGAAAGUUCUAAGUGCAACCAAAGUGGUUGAAAAACAUUAAAUAAAAACAGGCUUAUUUUGCCCUCUUAUUUUGUAUUUAUUGAUAUUUUGCAGAAAGGGUAAUAAUUAAAGACAUUUUUAAUCAGUCGUUUAUCAUACAAAAUUCAAUUAUCUUUAUUUUAUCUCUGUACGACUUUGUUCCAAAAUGAAUCGUUUUAAAGUUAUAAUCAAAGAAAAUAAAAAAAAAUCGAUGUUUUUCGAAAUUUUCAAAUAUUUUAAUUUUUUUAUUAAUGUUCCGGGCAUAUUUGAGAAGGAGCAUAAAUCAAUUAUUAUUGUUAAAGUUGUCAGCUAACUGUAUCUGCAAAAAUCCGAAUGCCACCUCGCACAUCCAAAAAUAGACGUAUUUUCACAGAUCCGCCCUGGUCUAUAGUAAAUCAAGAACUCGUGUAAUAGAGACCUACUCACUCUGAAGUUAGUCGACUAGCUCGUUGAGCUAUCCAACUCUUGUUUUAAAUAUGCUGUUCCUAUUUUUAUUAUAUUUAUUCAUCGGAUACCAUCUUGCCAUGUUUCUGGUCUUCCCUCUAUUUUCUGCCAUUCUGACACUUAUGUCAAACAAAACCAGUGGUUGGUAGAUUGUCGUUAUGAUAAUCUAAUAUUCAUAGACUAUUGAGUGUCGUAAGCUCUCUUUAGAUCAAUAAAUGAUGUCUGUUGGUAUGUUUCGUGCUUUCCUUUUCUCGAUAACUUGUUAAGUGAAAAUGUGUUGUCUAUGCAUGAUCUUCGUGCACGAAAUCCAUUUUGCUCUUAAAUAUUUUCGUAUUCUAAUUCUACUCUGUUCUUUAAUACUCUGUUGUACAAGCUCUCCAUCGCACUGGUGACUAAUACCUUUAAAGAUUCUGUAUCAACAUCUGAUUGUUAAGUUAUUAAAACAGAAGAUGUUACAAAAAUAAAAUCGUACUCGUUAUAAAUGUGCAUUCUGACAUUUAGAUGAUUUUAUUUUUCCUUAAGGGCGUAGUGCAAAAUUUCGAGUCGAUGUGUCUUAAAUGCAUUCAUUUUUUUUUUCGAAUACUGAUAAAACUGAUAAGUAUUUUUGAAAAAUUUAAACGCAGAAUGAAAGAUUACAUUAUUACCGAGGGCCAAAGUCCGUUAGAAUAACCAAAAAAGUUUCUUUUGAAUGAGAUAUUUGAAAUUAAAAAUAACACUAAACUUUCUCUAUCUUUUUCAUCUCUAUAACUUAUUAAAAUAAACAUUAUAGAAGUUUUGAGGGACUUUCGGCCCUCGGUAAUAAUGCAAUCUUUCAUUAUGUGUUUAAAUUUUUCUAAAAUAGUUUUCUUAAGAUUCGACAAAAAUGAAUGUAUUUAAAACACAUUGGAGCGAAAUUUUGCGCCUACGUCUUAGGGACUUAAUAUACUAGGUCCUUUGGUGCUUUGCACAAGCGUCAUCAAUUUAUAUGAAUUAAAUUAAAACGUUAAGUCAAACGUAUGCCAUUGUUGUAAGGAUUAAAAAAUGGGUAAUAUCCCGUUAAAUAUUUUAAAUUUUUUUGUUGAAUAUAAUUUAUUGAAUUUUGAAAAGUUGUUAGAGAUUUACAAAGCCGAUUUUGAAAUUUUCAGUAAUAUAAGGUUUAUCCCAAAACGACGUCUAUAACAAAGUAAUAUUUAACGGGAAAUUAAAGGGGUAGUCACCCCAUAGUAGUAUGAUACUUCUGCUAACCUCCUCCCGCUAUCACGUAUUUUAUCCUGUGAUGGAGUUACUUUUUGAAUAUUUACAUUAUAUUAUUUGCUUUAAAUAUUUAUGUUUUUUUUUUUUGAAUAAUUUAUUAUUUACAUAUUUAUAGUAUAAGAAAUUUCAAUACUCGCAUACAUCAAAAAAAAUUCCACAUCGGUUACAUUGCUUUUUUAGAUUAUAUCCUAUUUCGUGGACACAUUUAAAAUCGACCCGUCUUUUAUUCGAAAUUGACAAUCCUUUUCCUUAUUUAAACAACCAAAUUUUGAGAAAAAUCAGACUAGAAAAUAAUCAAGAACUCAAAAACAGUCAAAAAAGCUGUGUUCUGUGUUUUACAUGAAGAUGAAGAAAAUAUCACUUCCAAUGAGUAUGUCUCUAUAAUUGCUCGCCAUAUAGAAUAUUAAUAAAACCACGGAUCUAUCUAAUGAAACAGUAAUAAUGUGGAGUGAAAACUAUAGUAAUUGUUGUAUAAAAAUUCUUCAAACGCUACUAGAUACAUGGGUAGGUACCUAAUGGCAAUGCAUAUGGGCUAAUCCGGUCCGUUCUCAGAUGUGACUUUCAUAUCUAUCAUGUAACAGUUACUGUCAAGAAAUUAUUGAAAAUAUUUUUUUCGUACAAAAAAUACAUUAAUUAAUAGUAUUGUUACUCUGCUUUGAAAUAACUUUAUUAAAACACCAAGAAUAUUACAUUACUUUAAAACUUUUACAACUUUAACAAAAUGGCAAGUAUAAGCGUCAAAUACAGCUGAUCUAUUAAUUGUCAAAUUUCUAUUUUAAUAUUCAUCCCUAUACAUUUUCUGACGUUCUAAACGCCACUACCCAAGUAGCACAAUAAAAACAUUUUAGUUUUAUUUAAGGUUUAUUUAUAAAGGUUUUAUUGUGGUAAAUAAGAAGAUAAUGGUUUUAAAGUUACCUUGUAGAUAUACUGCCAAAACUUUAAAACUAUUAAGCAUUUGUCACUAGUUUUAAAGUAUCUAAUAAGAGUAUCAAAUAAGACUAAUUAAUCUUAAUAGGUACUUUGUCUUAAUGUAGUUUUAAAAUGGUAUAUUCUCAGUAAACUAAUAGGUUUUAUGACGAACUUCCGGAUUGUUUGGUUUUAUUAGAUUCUAGUUUGUGACCUUUUAGUUUUAUUGCGGUUUUAAAGAUUUUCCUAAUAGGUAUGACUAAUAAAACCUGUUAUUAAAACUACUUGAUCUCAAGACUAUUAUGUCAGUAAAACAUAUGCCUUAAAACUAUUUUUUAGUUUUCUUUAGAGUUGCUUUCUUAAAAGCAAUUAGUAGGCUAUAUUAAAACCAAACGCUCUUAACUGAAUCAAUUUGGUUAUCGUAAAGACUAAACUAUGCUUAUUGUUAGAAACAAUAAAACUAAACUCAUCCCCUCUUCUUUCAUGUCCAAAAUGGUCGGUCAUUUGUUUUAGAGCGAAACAGUGGUGUAGUGUGUUGUAAAAAGUGGAAGUACAGAUAGUAUGGACGCAAUAAGUCGCAAGUACUUACAAUAUAAACGAACUGGUCAUUUUAAAAGAAAAAUACAACACACACAGCACUACGGCGCCUCGAUAUUAGGUUAGAUUCACAUUAAAACCAAGUGGCAUUAUUGACAGCAGCAUUAAAACUAAAGGGUUUUAAUUCCAAGGCAACCUUGCUUUUAUGUAGGAUAUAUUAUGUUCUUAGAAAAGUAUAAAAUAAAACCAUUUGAUCUUAGCAAUUCUCUGUCGAUAGACUAAAUAGUUUUAUUUGGAUUUCGGCCAUAUUACUUUCUUGAGAUGCUGAAAGCCAUGAUAGAUUACAAUAUAAGGCUUACAUAAAAAUUAUAAAUAAGCGACUUAAAGACAUAAAUUCGAUUUAUUUUAACAUUAAAACAUUAAAAUUGUAGAUAAAAUUAUUUUUCUUUCAAAUUAAUAUCUUUCGGAUUUAAAUUUUUUUAUUUAUUUUUAUUUUUUAAUCGCCAAAAGUCAGAAAUUUUGGGGCGCGUUAGUUAUUUAGACCUAUUUUUGUUAACAUUAUCAGUAAAGUUGGGUGCGCAAGUGUUUUUCUAUCUUGACAGUCCGAAAUAACCAAGUACUUUUUAUUAUUUUAUGGUUACAAAAAUGUAUCUACCUAUCAUAACACAUGUAAAAAUUUGUUAGCCUAUAUGGAAGUAUAUUGGUUUAAAGAAUCAUUUAAUAAGGUAAAUUGUCUUUUAAAAGUCUCCAUUUAAGAAACCUUUUUAAGUUUGCUAUAAAACUGCCUGCACUUAAAGUGUCUUGUAACGUGGUUUUAAAACCACCUUCACACCAGCUUUAAAACCAGUUGCUUAAGAAAACAAAGUUUUAAGAAGGUUUUUAUUUUUGGUUUUAUUGACCUCUUUCAGAGUGGGCCCUUUUAUGCUGAAAGCGGUUUUAUUGCAACCUUAAGGUUUACUUAAAAACCAAAUGGUUUUAAUUUUAGUUUUAUUCUACAGUUUUAAAGCAUCCUUAAAAGACUUAAUAAACCCGUUCUGCUACUUGGGUAGACAUGAAAAUAAACAUUGCAACAAGUGAAGGGCCCAGGGCUGUAAUUGCUCAAUGUUCCUAUGUGUCUAAUAGUAGGGUGGCGAUUACUGUAUAGUCACAAGCACAGAUAGGAAAAGAAAUCUUUGUACCUGACAAUUAGGUUGAAAUGGUGUAGAUUUUAAUAAAACCCCAUAAAGGCCUAAAUAUUUAUUUAUACGCACAACAGGCCGUUAAGACCUAGGGCCUAGGGCAUUUCCAUAAAACAUAAUCAUAAGAUUAACUAAUUAUUUUAACAGAACUGAUUUUUUGUGACUUGACGAAUCUGGUGAUGGUAGGUUCUCUGUACAAAGUCGUUAAUUCGUUGUUGGUUCUUCUCUUCCACCCGUCUUCCAUCCUCCGAAUAUGCGUCUCAAUAUUUUCAUUUUCUAUCUUUCCAGAGUAUCCUCUUUCUUCUUAUUUAAUGUCCAUGCCUCGCAGGCAUAUGUUACUGUGGGUCUAAUUACUGUUUUAUAUUAUAUUCGGAGUUUGCUUUGUCUAGAAACGUAUUUUGAGUUCAUUAGGCCUCUUAAACUACCUAAUGUUUUAUUCCCUGUUUCUAUUCUGGCAUCGAGCUCCCAUUUAUCUUUUGCAUUUUCAUGGAAUCCUACACCCAGGUAUUCACAAUUGUCCACCCUAUGUACCCCAACUAUAGCUUUUACCACUUACAGACCUCACACUAAAAUCUUUUUCUUCAUUUUUUCUGUGCUUCUUCAAUAAUUUGCUUCACAAAUAUUUUUAAUCUUUCACGGUUCUUGCUAGGAUAGUUAGAUGCUCAGUAAAUGCCAAGCACUGGUGCUCAUUUUUCGUGAUUGUUUCUUCCACUUUCAGCUGCAUUUUCUGAUUACAGUUUCUAACAUAAGGCCAUCGGUACAUAAUUCGAAAAUAUUUUACGGCUAUCCCUACUUUUUCUGUCUUUACACGGCAAAUUACAUGUAUUGUCCUUUUCAUGAUCAUUUUUCAGUGCGUAACAAAUGAUAAAAAAGGGUAAGUCCGUGAUAAUACACAUUUAUUCAAACAUGACAUUUUAGUUAAAUCUGACAGUUGUCACAUUUUAUUUUCAAUUUGGAAUAAAAACAAAUCAAAUGUGUUUCUUGCAUUUAUAAAAUGGUAUUUUCUUUGAUUUGUAUAGUCUUAUAAAUUAUACAGAUUAUAUUUGUAAUAUUAUUAUCUAAUUAAAAAAAAAUUAUUUUUUUAUUAUGGCGCCAUCUAUCGAUAACUAGAAUAACUAAAAUAAAUGUUAUAAAAAUGUCACCGACGAAAUGUAAUCACCGACGUGCCUUUUUUCUGUCACAUACAAUUUAAUGCGUUAGAAAGAAAUCGAAAAACUGUGACGCACUGAAAGAUGAUCAUGAGAAAUACUGUAGUAAAAUUCACACUGGUAUGGAUAUGUAAAUAUUACUAGAAUGUCAUUCUACUUGACAAUGUCAUCAUUGACUUUAAAGAGUUGGCUUUUGAAUGUUCUUGGAUAACUGUUAUUUGUAUAAUUGCAAAUUAUUAAGUCAGUUAAUAAAUGUGAUAAUUUUUUCACUAACUAUGUAUUCAGUGAUUGUAAUAAUUUAUGUGUACAACAAAAACUAAUACUCAAUCGAGAAAAGAGGAAAAGUGUUAAAUGAAUUUUUUAAUAAUAUAUUGUUACUAUGGAACGCUUACAAUUUUGAACAUCUUUAACAACAAAAUACUUGGAUCACAGAAUAUAUCCUGAUGUAUUCUCUGCUUGGAUCUUCCACAAAUAAUAAACAAUAAAUAACUUUUUAUUAAGUUCACGUCUUAAAUCAAUUAUUGAUCAAAUACACUAUCAAUAUUAUUUAAUCAAUAACUCAAAAUAUUCCCGAUGCCAUGUCAAAUAUUUAAAACUGUCACUGUCUAUAUUCUGUUUGACUCAGUACGUUGUAUGACAAAGAUAGCGAAUGUUUGAUUUGGAAAAUAUCACCACGGACAUGGUGUCCAUUUUUUUUCGAAUCCUGAAAAAACUAAUAAAUAUUUUUUAAAAAAUUAAAAACAAAAUGAAAGACUAAAUUAUUAUCGAGGGCCGAAAGUCUCAUAGAAUAUAUAAAAAGUUUCUUUUCAAUGAGAUAUUUGAAAUUAAAAAUCACACUACAUUUUCUCUUAGUUUUUCACCCCUGUAACUUAUUAAAAUAAACAUUAUAGAAGUUUUCAGGGACUUUCGGCCCUCUUUUCACCCCUGUAACUUAUUCAAAUAAACAUUAUAGAAGUUUUCAGGGACUUUCGGCCCUCGGUAAGAACUUAAUCUUUCAUUCUGCGUUUAAAUUUUUCAAAAAUACUUAUUAGUUUUCUCAGGAUUCGAAAAAAAUGAAUCCCCAUUUAAAUACCAUUGCAGCCGAAAAUACCUACCCAUCCCCUUAAAUAGAAUAAUGUAGUGGAUAAAGAAUCUCCCUAUCCCAAGCCUUUUGUAACCGUAAAUUGAUCUUAAAUGUGACCGUGCCAAGCAAUUUCACGGGUAGAGUUAGUGUCAUUUUUACUAAUCUGAUCAGUUUUAUCCACAAACACAACAUGCAGAGGAACUUUACCUACAUAAUAAGUUGUCUGUAUCUCCUUUAAGAUUUGGGCUAGCGUAGAUCUGUCCUUUCUAAAGUCGGCAUUAUACUCAUGUAAGAUUCUUUCCCUAUAGCAAUUUAGUCUUUCUCAAUAUUCUUGCCAAGAUUUUGUAUACACAAUUCACAAUAAAUACAUGGAAAAGACUGAGGGAGACCUAUAUCCAGCAGUGGAUAGAUCCGAGUUGAAUGAUGAUCUCUAUCCUAAAUAGUAGCAUCCAAUACAUUUUUAUUUCGAAUAUUUUAUUAAAUUGUGUCAUAAUAUAAUUAUUUUAUACCGAUAUAUAUAUAUAUAUAUAUAUAUAUAUAUAUAUGCAGCUCUUGAACAGACCGUUUGUAAUCUAAUAUGUACACUGAAAUUUUCGCAAACUAUGGAUUACGUCACUAACAACUAUUAUUGAUAUUGUGCUUCAAGUAGGUAUAAUAUUAAUCAUUUAAUUAAAAGAGUUUGCUUAAAUUUAAAAAAUUAAAAGAAAAUAUUUUAAGUAUAUUAGUCCAAUAUAUAGGGUGAGGCAGAUAACUGGCCUAUUAGAAAUAUUUUUAGAGAACUAAAGGCAACAGAAUCAUGAAAAUUGGAAUGAAGGGGUUUUGAAGGGUGAUCUAUUUAAUGAAAAUAUUUUCAUCAAUUUGCCACUUCCGGUUAUACCGGAAGUUGCUUAAACUUCGUUUUUUUAAAUGGGACACCCAGUGUAUUUUUACAUUUUUAGAUUCUACUCGAUGUCUUUUUUCUUAAAAUAUGCGGUUUUGUAAUGUUAUACAGAGUAGUCUAAAAGCUAAUUACGUUUUUUUUUAUUAAUUUCGUAGAAACUUUCACACCCUGUAGAAUUGUAGUAGUUGGAUAUCAAAAACUCUAUUUAUGUUAAAAUGAUUUUUAAUAUAGUAUACUAUUAUUAAAAAUUAUUAGUAUAACUAAAUGUUAAAUUUUAGUAUACAGGGUUGGUCGAAACUCGGAAUGAGGAUUUUCUGAAUUUUCUUAAAUGGAACAUCCUGUAUUUUAGUAUUGCAAUGAAAAGACAUUUUAUGGUACUUUUUUAUUUCUUAAGCAUUCCCUAUACCUAAAUGCUUUAAUUUUUGCUUAAUUGUUAAUCGCGCCAAGAAUGUUAACUACGUAGGUAUUUUGAUAGCUCAACCAUUAUUGGCAAUUUUAAAGAUCACUCUAGAUUAAUAUGUAUUUAUUUCCGAAAAAUUAUUUGUGAUUUAAUAUUUUCACGGCCAACCUAAUAAAAUUUCACGUAUUUUUUGUUGAAAUUAAUGUUUGGCUUGAAUCACCAAUAACUCACAAAUUAAAGCAGUUAGGUAUAGGGAAUGCUUAAGAAAUAAAAAAGUAGCAUAAAAUAUCAUUUCAUUGCAAUAAUAAAAUAUAGGGUUUUCCAUUUAAGAAAACUCAGAAAAUACUCUUUCCGAGUUUCGACCAACCCUGUAUAGUACAAUUCAACAUUUACCUAUACUAACAAUUUUUAACAAUAGUAGACUAUAUUAAAAAUCAUUUGAACAUAAAUAGAGUUUUUGAUGUCAAACUACUACAAUUCUACAGGGUGUGAAUGUUGCUAGGAAAUUAGGAAAAAAAACGUAAUUAUCUUUUAAACUACCCUGUAUAACAUUACAAAACCUCAUAUUUUAAGAAAGAAGACAUCCAGGAGAAUCCAAAAAUGUAAAAAUAUACAGGAUGUUCCAUUUAAAAAAAACGAAGUUAUAAGCCACUUUCGGUAUAACCGGAAGUAGCAAAUCGAUGAAAAUAUUUUCAUUAAAGAAAUCACUCUUCAAAACCCCUUCAUUCAAAUUUUCAUGAUUCUGUUUCCUUUAGUUCUCGAGAUAUUUCUAAUAGGACUUUUAUCUGCCUCACCCUGUAUAUUGUGUUCAAAAUACCUAAAAAAUAAAAACUUUAAUUAACAAUAAUUGUAGUUUAAAAGAUAUGGAUAUGUUUGGUGUGUUAAGUCAAUACUUUGGCCGUAUAGCUCAACAACAUUGCCAAUUUUAGUAACAACUUGAAUUAACUUUUUGUAAAUCUGAUAUUAUACUGUCUUCUAUUUUUAUGGUGCUAUAUUGUAGUUUACUGUACUUUUUUACCGAAAAUAAUUAUGUUGAUUAGUAGAUAAAACAA